AUGACGUCCCCAAUAUCUCCCACUUCCACGACGAUGCCCUCGCGCGCUGCUACCGGCGUGAGCGGGCAGGCUGAGGAAGCGGUCCCCGACUUUGAUCCCAAUACCACUGUAGGACUGCUUGCCGAGCGUCUGCAGGCCUGGAAGCAUGCUUGCGGCUACCUUGAGGAUUAUGUCACGGCCGUCGAGAAGAUUCACGGCCGCCAGGCCAAGGAGUACGAGAAGGCAUUAAAGACCAUCUCCAACCCCCUCCGCGAGGGCCACCAUUUCGACCAAAGCCUGGGUGGCAUCGCGGGUUUCUUCGAAAACAUGCGCUCCAACACGCAGGCCCAGGUCAAUACUAAUAUUGAGACCGAGAAGAGCCUCAAGGGCUCGGUCUUGCCCAUCCUCGAGCGUCUCCACAAGGAAAUCAAGCACAAGGCCAAGGAGCUCCACGGCGGUGCCCACGGCAGCGCCAAGGAAGUCGAGAAGCUGCGCAAUACCACACAGAAGCACAUCGAGCUGCUCGGCCAGCAGACUGCCUCGUACGACUCUGCUGGCGGCAAGCUCCAGGCCGGUGACGAUCCCUACGUCGUCCACCGGGGCGUGAUGCACCGCCUGAGCAACCAGGUCGUUGCCGAGAACAACCACCACAACGAUCUGAUUGCCGUGCAAAACAACUUCAGAGCUUUCGAGGCGCACGUCGUCGAGGUCUUCCAGCAGGCCGUGGAGGCGUUUGCCCAGCUCGUUGGAGGCCAGGGCGAGAAGACGCGCGCCCUGUACAACGACAUGCUGGGCACUGUGCAGCGCGUCCCCGUCGACUUUGAGUGGCAGAACUUUGUGCAGCGCUGCUCCGACAGAUUGGCCAACCCGAACGAUCCGCCCCGUGCCUUGGACGCCAUCCAGUUCCCCAACAUGGAACAUCCGUCCACCAAGCCCCUGAUCGAGGGCUCCCUGGAGCGCAAGUCUCGCAACAAGCUGUCGUGGGGAUACUCGACGGGCUACUACGUCGUCACGCCGGCCAAGUGGCUUCACGGGUUCAAGGACUCGGACGAUGCUCGCGUGGAUCCCAAGCCCGAGCUCUCCGUCUUCCUGCCAGACGCAGUGGUUGGCGCCCCCAGCGGCGAAAAGUUCAACGUCAAGGGCAAGGACAAGAGCGGCACCGUGAGCUCCAAGCUCACGGGCAGCAUGGAACUCGCCUUCAAGGCCCAUUCCCCGGCCGACGCCCAGAAAUGGUUCCACGUCAUCAAGGAAGUCUGCGGAGCCACAGGCCCGGCUGAGCCAGCGUCACCUACCACCUCAUCACCUGCCGCAGCCUCGCCGGUUGCCACGACCUCGGCCGUCGGACAGGCCGGCGACGACAAGGCCGACGAUGCGCUCGAAACGAACCCAGACGCGAAGCUUUCGCCCCACGAGGACCAGCCUGGCCCUCCGCCUGCGACUGCGGCCGCAGCAGGAGGUCACAAGGCCCAAGAGGCCGGCGUGACAGGCGGUGAGGCCGUGUCAAGCUAUCCCGAUGACAAGAAGCCUCCGGUUGCAGAGUGA
This is a messenger RNA of Metarhizium album ARSEF 1941, 1521 nucleotides long. RefSeq names its product PH domain protein. The coding region runs from base 1 to 1521 and encodes 506 amino acids. The transcript is spliced from 3 exons. The record is from RefSeq and is a predicted model, not a curated record. NCBI's taxonomy places the organism in Eukaryota, Fungi, Ascomycota, Sordariomycetes, Hypocreales, Clavicipitaceae.